AUGGACCUUAAAGAAGAUAUAUUCGUUCAUCAAACUGCAGUAAAGAAAAACAAUACAAAAAGUGUUGUUCGAAGUGUAAGAAAUGGUGAAUUAGGUGCACUUGAAGUUGUUCGAGAGAAAGGGAAUGAAGCUGCAAAUCUGAUUGAACUGAAUCGCACUUCGGUAAAAAAUAGUCCUUAUGCUGCAAAUAGAAAUCGACACUGUGGCCAACUGUUUUCUAAACACCAUUUCAUGCCAAGGCAAGGACAGAAUGACGAAAGUAAUGGUAGUCAGAGCCAAGAGAAUGUGGAUAAUAAGCAGCAAUUACAACCUCAAAGGUCCGUACGAAGGCAAUUACGUCAUCCUUACUUCAGGCAAUAUUGUAGUUUUCUAUCCAUAGGACUUCCACGAAACGUUGGACGUGAUGGAAGUGAAGAUGAACAAAAUGAAAGAAAAAACGAAGAAAGAGUUUCAGGAGGUGGAAGAGACAAUCACUAG
This is a messenger RNA of Stegodyphus dumicola, 477 nucleotides long. RefSeq names its product Y-box-binding protein 3-like. The record is from RefSeq and is a predicted model, not a curated record. NCBI's taxonomy places the organism in Eukaryota, Metazoa, Arthropoda, Arachnida, Araneae, Eresidae.